Messenger RNA from Paracoccidioides brasiliensis Pb18, 270 nucleotides. RefSeq lists its product as uncharacterized. The transcript has a single exon. The record is from RefSeq and is a predicted model, not a curated record. The coding region runs from base 1 to 270 and encodes 89 amino acids.
AUGAAUGGCCAAGCAAAGAGCUUUGAUGAGUGCUCGAGAAGGAUCAAGGAGGAGGUGAUGUUGAUGAUAAAGAGGGCGAGGAGGGAGGAAAAGGAGAUGAAUCUACUUACGGAGGAAGCGGGUGGUCACCUCUUGCCUAGUCGAGGACGACGUGAUAUAUCCGCCAAGAUGGGGAUGCAGGUACCUCUCCUGGGUCAGGACACUGACAGCCUCGAAAGACAACCCCCUGCAGAACCUCCACUGGAAGAGUGGCAGGCGGACGGGUGGUGA